UCUCCACUCUCAGAGCAAACCAUUGUCCCGGAGGAAACAGAACAGAUCAGAGCAGAGUCGUUGGCGGCGAUGGCGCUCAAGAUCUCCUUCCCCGGUGAGCUCGCCGGCGCCUCCAUUCUUGAGUCCCCCAGUAGUGGAGCUUUCCGCCACCUCCGUCAAGCCGUGGACUUCACGUUCCGAAAGAGGGACAAAAGAGCAGCCUUUCUUAGAAGGACAUGCUGUUCUAUGCAGCAGGGCCCUUCGCCCGCCUGGCCUGGCCGAGCUGUCGCAGAACCUGCGAGGAGGUCAUGGGAUAGACCAAAGCCCAUCUCAAUCAUCGGCUCAACUGGUUCCGUUGGAACACAGACGUUGGCCAUAGUUGCGGAGAAUCCUGAUAAGUUCCGAGUUGUUGCUCUUGCUGCUGGCUCCAAUGUGACUCUUCUCGCUGAUCAGGUGAAAAUGUUCAAACCAAAUCUGGUCGCUAUAGGAAACGAGUCGUUACUUAAUGAGCUAAAGGAAGCAUUAGCUGACUGUGAGUACAUGCCGGAAAUUAUUCCCGGGGAGCAGGGUGUCAUAGAGGUCGCCCGCCACCCGGAUGCAGUUACAGUAGUUACCGGCAUAGUAGGGUGUGCAGGACUGAAGCCUACAGUUGCAGCAAUUGAAGCUGGGAAAGAUAUUGCAUUGGCGAAUAAAGAGACACUCAUCGCAGGUGGUCCUUUCGUGCUUCCGCUUGCACACAAGCACAAUGUGAAAAUACUUCCCGCUGAUUCUGAGCACUCUGCAAUAUUUCAGUGUAUACAAGGCUUGUCUGAAGGAUCGCUUCGUCGCGUUAUUCUGACUGCCUCUGGUGGUGCAUUCAGGGACUGGCCAAUUGAGAGGCUGAAAGAUGUACAAGUUGCUGAUGCUUUGAAGCACCCAAACUGGAAAAUGGGGAAGAAAAUCACAGUAGAUUCUGCUACUUUGUUCAACAAGGGCUUAGAAGUUAUUGAGGCACAUUAUUUGUUUGGUGUUGAAUAUGAUAACAUUGAGAUUAUGAUUCACCCGCAGUCUAUCAUACACUCUAUGAUUGAAACAAAGGAUUCAUCUGUCCUUGCUCAGCUGGGAAGGACAGACAUGCGGCUACCUAUCCUAUACACCUUAUCUUGGCCAGAAAGGGUCUAUUGUUCUGAGGUCACCUGGCCCCGGCUAGAUCUUUGCAAGCUGGGCUCGCUAACAUUCAAAGCUGUCGACAACGUGAAAUACCCAUCGGUUGAUCUCGCAUAUGCUGCAGGGCGAGCCGGGGGCACCAUGCCAGGAGUUCUGAGUGCCGCUAAUGAGAAGGCCGUGGAGCUGUUCAUCGACGAAAAGAUCAGCUACCUGGACAUCUUCAAGGUGGUAGAGAUGACGUGUGAUGCGCACCACAACGAACUGGUGACAAGCCCGUCGCUCGAGGAGAUCAUACAUUACGACCAAUGGGCAAGGAAGUUCAGUGCAACCCUACAGCCAUUGUCAUCCAGGCGGAGCACUGUGCUGGUGUAAGGCCGCAUUUGGGAAGCGCAACGUUUUUUAAUGUAUUUUGGUAUCUAUCUAUCUAUCUAUUAUAUUAUUAAGAUGAUAGAAAACGAACGGCUGAGAUUCAACAGUAUAAAGUUCAGAUAUUGGACUGUUAGGAUUUAUCAAAUAGGAACUCCCGUUAUGUAAGUCUGGUUGGCUAAAGAAACCAUCUAAAAAAAGUUGCUAAAAAUAGUUCGAUCGGCCAA
Molecule: messenger RNA, 1718 nt
Organism: Triticum urartu
Lineage: Eukaryota; Viridiplantae; Streptophyta; Magnoliopsida; Poales; Poaceae
Product: 1-deoxy-D-xylulose 5-phosphate reductoisomerase, chloroplastic
Biological process (GO): isoprenoid biosynthetic process
Molecular function (GO): manganese ion binding; NADPH binding; protein binding
Source: RefSeq, a predicted model, not a curated record